UCUCUCACACACAAACACACACUACAACCCCUCUCUCUACAUCUCCACCAUCAAAACGCGUCCGUGGGGUAACGCCCUCUUCGUUUCUCUCUCUGAGGUGUGUUUCAUCUUCAAUUUGGGGAGUGGGGGGCCAGGUAUUCUAAAAAUCAAGUUCAAUUUUGAAACUGGGUUCGAGUCUUUUUCAUGAUUACAAGAAAUCAUAUUACCGUUAGGGUUUUCUGAGUUGUGGGUGUUUGUUUCUUGUUCAAAUUCUUUCUGAGUUUUGCGCAAUCGGAAGAACUUGGACAUGAAGCGAACUAAAUUAGACUGGUUCAUGUCUUUAAGACAGAAAAGAUCGAUUCAGUUUCUGAUCGGUUUAGGAUUUUUGUAUCUGCUCAUGGUUGGUCUAGAAGUUCCCUUUGUGUCGAAAAUAGUUAGUCAAGAAGACGAGUCUAGUGUUUUCUUCUUCUCUGACAAAUUCUCCAAAAAACCCUACGCCCUAGACAGCGAAGAAGAAUUACAAGAAAAAGAAGCCCCGAUUCGCCCUCUAAAUCUCCCUCAAAUCGCUGCCAAAAUCCCUGUUAGUUCCAGGCAUUCUCGAAAAAUCCGUGAGUUCAAAGCUUUAUCCACGUUGAAUUUCGACAUCAAUAGUUUGAACGGCGAACCAAAAGAUGGAUUUGGGGGCAUUCAAAAAUCUGCAACGGAAGCUUUUUCGGUAGGGAAGAAGUACUGGGAAGAACUCGAAUCGGGUAAACUUAAAUUACCCUCGGAAAACAUCACCAUCAACGGUGUGAAAAACAAAACCAGAGAGAGUUGCCCUAAUUCGAUCACACUAUCAGGGUCUCUUUUCCGCGAAAAAGGAAGCAUCAUUGUGCUCCCUUGCGGAAUGACAUUGGGAUCACAUAUAACUCUUGUGGGUCGACCUCGAGAAGCUCAUCCCGAGCAGGACCCAAAGAUUUCGUUGUUGAAAUCCGGCCAAUAUUUGAUGGUGUCGCAGUUCAUGAUGGAGUUACAGGGCUUAAAAACCGUCGAUGGUGAAGACCCACCAAGGAUUUUGCAUUUUAACCCUAGGUUAAAAGGCGAUUGGAGCGGAAAGCCUGUGAUUGAACAGAAUACAUGUUAUCGAAUGCAAUGGGGAUCUGCUCAUCGUUGUGAAGGAUGGAAAUCCAGAGCUGAUGAAGAAACCGUUGAUGGUCAAGUGAAAUGUGAGAAGUGGAUCCGUGAUGAUGAUGAUCACUCAGAGGAGUCAAAAUCAAGCUGGUGGUUGAACAGGCUCAUAGGUCGAACAAAGAAGGUGACUUUUGACUGGCCUUACCCUUUUGCAGAAGGGAAGCUAUUCGUGUUAACUCUCAGUGCAGGAUUAGAGGGUUAUCAUGUAAACGUUGAUGGAAGACACAUUACUUCAUUCCCAUAUAGAACUGGUUUUGCAUUGGAAGACGCCACUGGUUUGGCUUUGAAUGGAGAUAUUGAUGUGACUGCUGUAUUCGCUGCAUCAUUACCCUCAGCACAUCCCAGUUUUGCCCCUCAAAGACACUUAGAAAUGUCAGAUAAAUGGAAAGCUCCACCUCUUCCAAAUGAACCCAUUGAUCUCUUCAUUGGUAUUCUUUCAGCAGGAAAUCAUUUUGCUGAAAGAAUGGCUGUUAGAAAAUCUUGGAUGCAACAUAAUCUUAUUAAAUCUUCACACGUUGUCGCCCGUUUCUUUGUUGCAUUACAUGCAAGAAAAGAAGUGAACUACGAAUUGAAGAAAGAAGCCGAUUUCUUCGGCGAUAUUGUCAUUGUGCCUUACAUGGACAAUUAUGACCUUGUUGUCUUGAAAACCGUUGCUAUAUGUGAAUAUGGAGUUCGAACUGCAUCAGCUAAAUAUAUCAUGAAGUGUGAUGAUGACACAUUUGUUAGAGUUGAUGCUGUUCUUAAUGAAGCAAAUAAAAUAGGAGAAGGGAAAAGCCUAUAUGUAGGAAACAUCAAUUACUAUCAUAAGCCUCUAAGAUAUGGCAAAUGGUCUGUUACAUACGAGGAAUGGCCGGAAGAGGAUUAUCCACCAUAUGCAAAUGGUCCAGGGUACAUUCUAUCAUCAGAUGUUGCAGAGUUUAUUGCAAUGGAGUUUGAGAAGCAUAAAUUGAAGCUGUUCAAGAUGGAAGACGUGAGUAUGGGAAUGUGGGUAGAGCAGUUUAAUAGCACAAAAAAACGUGUAGAAUAUGUGCACAGUUUGAAGUUUUGUCAGUUUGGUUGCAUUGAGGAGUAUUAUACAGCUCAUUAUCAGUCUCCUAGACAAAUGAUGUGCAUGUGGAACAAGCUACAACGCCAUGGACGCCCUGAAUGCUGCAACAUGAGAUGACACCUUUUGAAUAGGAGGAAUGUAGUGGGCCCAAUCAAGAUAGCUCUCUUUCCCUUUUGAGAUUCUUUGAUUAUUUUGUUUCUUUAUCUCCCUUUCCCCUUUCUUUCUCAGAUGGGGGAUUUAUAUAAUGGGGAAGUUUUGAUACAACAGGAAUCCUUGGGGUGUGGGUCAUUGUAAUGUAAUUUACUGUAGAACUGGAGGAAAAAAAAAAAAAAAAAAAAAAGA
Messenger RNA from Lactuca saligna, 2539 nucleotides. Lineage: Eukaryota; Viridiplantae; Streptophyta; Magnoliopsida; Asterales; Asteraceae. The record is from the annotation of a GenBank genome assembly.